This is a messenger RNA of Copidosoma floridanum, 876 nucleotides long. RefSeq lists its product as uncharacterized. Lineage: Eukaryota; Metazoa; Arthropoda; Insecta; Hymenoptera; Encyrtidae. The record is from RefSeq and is a predicted model, not a curated record.
AUGACUGUCAGCUUCUUGUGCUCGAUGGUGCUCCUAGUGCUUCUGAAUCGCUCGACCGAAGCACUGUUUUUUCGCUACCCGAAGAGGGCGAUCAUGAGUUUCCUCGAGUCGUUGGGCGGCCAGAAGGAGAUGAAGCCUCCGAUUCACCACUAUCACAUGCAUUACUACCCGGUUCCCCUGGUACUGCCCAAACCGGCACCUCCGCCGAAAAUCGAGAUCGACUUGUCUUCACGUUACAGUGGUCACAAUCAUUUUCGCUCGCUGAGCUGGACCAGCCAGGACUUGAACAAACUCCACGAGCCGGAAAUCACGGUAAUUUCGUCCAACGGUAACCCUGAACCAUCGCCGCCUUGGGUUUCGUCACUUUCGGAGUCCAACGGCUGGCCCGAUCCCUACCAGCAAAAGUCCUCCUGGGCCUGGGACAACAACGAACUACUCGAGAAGGAUCAGGUGUAUAGCGAAGCUAAACCGUCGGGCAUUUUGCUGCAGGUUCCGUUGCGACAGCAAAUCGUCCUUUACCAGCCCCCGUCGGCCAAAGACAAUAAAUCGAGUUUGUUGACGGUACUGUUGAAGAAACUCAGGCGACUCAACGACGCGCUGUUCCACCUGGAGCACGAGGAUAACGCCCACAAGCAACACCACGACGACCGACCCCUCGUCGCCAACUCGUUGACCUAUGCCACCGCUCAGGCAUCUUGUGUGAUCAGUUCUAUCGGCGACAUCGGAGCUGCCUUCGUCGUGACCAGGAUUAUACCACAGGGAAAAGUUCUGGCCAUACUGAAAGUCGAGGAAAGCAACGUGGCAAAGAUCGUGAGAGGCCAGUCCGGAAGUCGACUUGUUUCAUAUAACCAAGAGUUUGUAGUAAUAUACAAGUAA